Molecule: messenger RNA, 1224 nt
Organism: Chaetura pelagica (chimney swift)
Lineage: Eukaryota; Metazoa; Chordata; Aves; Apodiformes; Apodidae
Gene: GABBR1
Product: gamma-aminobutyric acid (GABA) B receptor, 1
Exons: 9
Biological process (GO): gamma-aminobutyric acid signaling pathway; G protein-coupled receptor signaling pathway
Cellular component (GO): G protein-coupled receptor heterodimeric complex; membrane
Molecular function (GO): G protein-coupled GABA receptor activity
Source: RefSeq, a predicted model, not a curated record
GUGUACAAGGAGAAGCUGUAUGGCAAGAAGUACGUGUGGUUCCUGAUUGGCUGGUACGCAGACAACUGGUUCCGCAUCAAGGACCCCAACAUCAACUGCACCGAGGCCGAGAUGGCCGAGGCCGUGGAGGGUCACGUGACCACCGAGAUCGUCAUGUUGAACCCCGAGAACACCCGGAGCAUCUCCAACAUGACGUCCCAGGAGUUCAUCGAGAAGCUCCAGAAGAGGUUGGGGAAGAACCCUGAGGAGACCGGGGGUUUCCAGGAGGCUCCUCUGGCCUAUGAUGCCAUCUGGGCUUUGGCUCUGGCCCUCAACAAGACCUCGACGGAGCUGGUGAAGAAGGGGCUGCGUUUGGAGGACUUCAACUACAACAACAAGAACAUCACCGACGAGAUCUACCGGGCCCUCAACUCUUCAGCCUUCGAGGGCGUCUCGGGACACGUUGUCUUUGAUGCCAGUGGCUCCCGCAUGGCCUGGACCCUCAUUGAGCAGCUCCAAGGAGGUGUCUACAAGAAGAUUGGCUACUACGACAGCACCAAGGACAACCUGUCCUGGUACAACAAUGACAAGUGGAUCGGAGGUGCCCCCCCCGCCGACUACACCAAGGUCAUCACCACCUUCAGGUUCCUGUCCCAGAAGCUCUUCAUCUCCGUCUCGGUGUUGGCCUCCUUGGGCAUCCUCUUGGCCAUCAUCUGCUUGGCCUUCAACAUCUACAACGGGCACGUCAGGUACAUCCAGAACUCCCAGCCCUACCUGAACAACAUGACGGCCGUGGGCUGCACCCUGGCGCUGGCAGCCGUGUUCCCCCUGGGGCUGGACGGGCAUCACAUCGGGCCCGGGCUCUUCCCCCUCGUCUGCCAGACCCUGGAGCCCUGGAAGCUCUAUGCCACCGUGGGGCUGCUGGUGGGGCUGGACGUGGUCACCUUGAUCAUCUGGCAGAUCGUGGACCCCCUGCACCGAACCAUCGAGGUGGGACAGCCUGGGGGGAUAUUUUAUGGCUUCAAGGGUCUCCUGCUCCUCUUGGGCAUCUUCUUGGCCUACGAGACCAAGAGCGUCUCCACCGAGAAGAUCAACGACCACAUGAGGCGCCUGAUCACCCGUGGGGAGUGGCAGUCGGAGCAGCAGGACACCAUGAAAACAGGAUCCUCCACCAACAACAACGAGGAGGAGAAGUCCCGGCUGCUGGAGAAGGAGAACAGGGAGCUGGAGAAAAUCAUUGCUGAG